Messenger RNA from Bradysia coprophila, 651 nucleotides. It is a transcript of the gene Cbp20, whose product is annotated as cap binding protein 20. Gene Ontology annotation, cellular component: nuclear cap binding complex. The record is from RefSeq and is a predicted model, not a curated record. Gene Ontology annotation, biological process: mRNA cis splicing, via spliceosome. NCBI's taxonomy places the organism in Eukaryota, Metazoa, Arthropoda, Insecta, Diptera, Sciaridae. Gene Ontology annotation, molecular function: RNA cap binding.
ACUCACACGUCUGACAUUAUCUGACAUUAUACACAAAAUUUUGUUUGCCGAAGAGUUCGAAGAGUGUAAUUUGCUGAUUAAAAAUUGCGGUGCUUAGUUUCUAUCUACCAGCAUCAUGUCUACUGGUUCGGUCGAAUUAAGUUCAUAUCGUGACCAGCAUUAUAAAGGCUCCCGGCACGAACAAGAACAACGACUUCGAUUUACAACCACAUUGUACGUUGGUAAUCUAUCAUUUUACACAACCGAGGAACAGAUACAUGAGUUAUUUUCGAGAUGUGGUGACAUCCGGCGCAUAGUGAUGGGCUUGGACAAAUUCAAGAAAACUCCGUGCGGUUUUUGCUUCAUCGAAUAUUACAUUCGAGAGGAUGCGGAAAAUUCAAUGAGAUACAUAAACGGUACUCGGCUGGAUGAUCGAAUCGUUCGCGUUGAUUGGGAUGCCGGUUUCAUUGAAGGGCGUCAGUAUGGACGUGGCAAAUCUGGUGGUCAAGUGAGAGACGAAUACCGAACGGAUUAUGAUUCUGGCAGAGGAGGUUAUGGCAAAUUGAUUGCCCAGAAAAUUGCGCCAAACACCGACAAUCGGGCAUGAUUGCCGGAUGUCCGUAGUAUAUAAGGAAGUGUUGAAUAAAAAAAAUAAUUAUUUUUUAAGCGAAA